CACAGAUAAACGUGACAUGCGGGGUUGAUUCCUGGGUAAGACUCUGAAGAACAGAAGGAAAUCCAGAGAUGAUUUCAUAUGAAGACGACAGCACAGAUGGAAAAUCAUCACACCAUAACACGAGAAGCGAAGGAUCUACAUGCACAGUCAGAGUUGGGUCCAGAAGUCUUCCACUGUAUCCACUGGUUAUCACGUGUUUAGGACUGCUUAACACCAUUCUGCUGUUAACUGCUGUUGUUAUUGGGAUUUACUGUGGCCAAGUCAGUGAGGAAUCCACUCCAGACCCUAUAACAACUCAAGCACUUAUCAUAGAGGUGAAGCAACUUCAGAUAAGUCAGAGCGAAACUAUCAAAGCUCAAAAAGAGACCACAGAAGAAUUAGAAAAAGAGCUCAGGAGCCAUCAGCAAUUUAAACUGCAGUUAGAGCAGAACAAGACCCUCAGUGACAGCCUUCAGAGGCAGCUUGAGGCACUACAAGUGGAGAAAGCAACCCUACUGUCCCGUACAUCUGUUAUCCGGGAAAGCUGUGGACGAUGCCUUCCAGAAUGGUUUUUAGUAAACACAUCAUGCUACUUCCAUGCUAAAAUGUCAUCCAGUCGCUUAAAGAACUGGUCAGACAGCAGAGCGGACUGUAUCAGCCGCGGGGCCGACCUUGCUGUGAUUGACAACUGGGAAGAGCAGGUAAAUCUCUUUGAGCACCUGCCAAAUCUGGAUCGAAGCAGUCGACCGCAUUGGAGCAGGCUUGGGGGAAUUUGGAUUGGCCUCACGGACAUUCAAACAGAGGGAACUUGGGUGUGGGUAAAUAAUGUGAUUCUGCUGGAUGGAGGGUACUGGAUACAAGGCGAGCCCAACGACAGUGGAAUACAGGGUGAGGACUGUGCAGCACUUAUGAACACAGACAACCCCAGGAGGUCGUGGUUUGAUGGAAAUUGCCUGGUGAACAGGGAAUGGUUAUGUGAAAUGGCACCAAGCUAGCUGCGGAGUGCAUGUCAGUCCUGGUCAAGCCAUCAUAUGAGGAGAGAAGACAAACAUUCAGUUAUCAUUCAUAGCUAAAUGUAUUGUUCGUUGGUUUAUUUAAUCAUGAAUAAAUGCAUUGAUUAUAUAUAAACAACAGUGGCUCUUCAUUGCAGUUGUGUUUUAGUUAAAAGCAGGAUUAAACCAAGGAGGGAUUUGACAGCAUAUUUAAUUUGUUUUUACCAUAGAGCACUGCGAAUCCAGUACAGUACCUUUAAUAACAAUUCACCCCACUUGGAUUUUGUAAUGUUGAAUCACAGUUGAUAAGACAGAAAAAAUAGAUACGUCAAAAGGAAAACAAAGGUCUGA
Molecule: messenger RNA, 1322 nt
Organism: Xiphias gladius (swordfish)
Lineage: Eukaryota; Metazoa; Chordata; Actinopteri; Istiophoriformes; Xiphiidae
Product: CD209 antigen-like protein C
Exons: 6
Coding region: 69-974 (301 amino acids)
Biological process (GO): biological process involved in interspecies interaction between organisms
Cellular component (GO): external side of plasma membrane
Molecular function (GO): fucose binding; D-mannose binding
Source: RefSeq, a predicted model, not a curated record